CUGUCGCCACCCGGUUACGCGGCCACAGGGGAAGCGGGAGGAGUUGUGUAUAGAGCCGAUCGGAGGGGACAAAUCCGCCGGGGGAGCGGGCGAAUUGGUGGCGGGCAGCCGCGGAGAGGAGCCAUGUCUCUGCUUUGUGUUGGAGUUAAGAAAGCAAAGCUUGAUGGACCACAAGAAAGAUAUAAUACCUAUGUGACUUUAAAAGUUCAAAAUGUGAAGAGUACGACCAUAGCAGUGCGGGGCAACCAACCGUGCUGGGAGCAGGAUUUCAUGUUUGAAAUCAACCGCUUAGACCUAGGUUUGACUGUUGAAGUGUGGAACAAAGGAUUGAUCUGGGACACAAUGGUUGGUACAGUGUGGAUCCCUUUAAGGAGUAUACGACAAUCAAAUGAGGAAGGACCUGGUGAAUGGCUGACUCUUGACUCAGAGGUCAUAAUGACAGAUAAUGAAAUCUGUGGGACAAAAGACCCAACAUUUCACAGGAUUUUGUUGGACACUCGAUUUGAAUUACCUCUUGAUAUCCCAGAAGAAGAAGCACGAUACUGGGCCAAAAAAUUGGAACAGCUGAACGCAAUGAGAGAUCACGAUGAUUAUGCAUUCCAAGAGGAAGAGGAGAGGCCUUUACCUGUUCCUGGCUCUCAAUGUUGCAACUGGAGCUAUUUCGGCUGGGGAGACCAUCAAAACAAUGAAGAUCCUGACAGUGCAGUGGAUGACAGAGACAGCGACUAUCGAAGUGAAACUAGCAACAGCAUCCCACCUCCAUAUUAUACAACAUCUCAGCCUAAUGCAUCAGUCCAUCAGUAUUCCAUUUCUUCACGGCAUCAACAGAAUGGAUCACGGGAUUCUUGCACUGAUUCUAUUCACAGUUAUGAGCUAGAUUAUUCAGAUCAUCAGAGGCCAAUAAGUCCAACAGGUAGCAGCAGAUAUGCUUCAUCUGCAGAGCUGAGCCAGGGUAGUUCCCAGCUCAGCGAGGACUUUGAUCAAGAUAAUGAGAGUCUGCAAGGCUCGGAUUUAGAUGAUGAACGUGACGGUGAUUCUUAUCACUCUUGUCACAGCUCAGUGAGCUGUCAGAAAGAAUCUUUGGACUGGGACAAAGAAGAUAAUGAGCCAUUGGAGAUUUAUAGUGAAACUGAAGAGUUCCAGAAGGAAGUAGAAAUUUAUGAGGAAAAACCAAAAGAGGAAGAAAUUGCUGUUCCAGAGGAUGCUAAACCUGAAACUGAGAUACCAUCAGAACAACCUGAAGUCAAACCACUGGAAAUUUACGGAAAUGAGGAGGAAGGGCAUUCUAAUAUGUCCAGGGCCAAAGCCAAUUGGCUCAGAGCUUUUAACAAAGUUCGUAUGCAACUACAAGAGGCACAACUUGGGGAAGGGGUUGGUGAUCUGCCAAAGCCACUUUGGUUUAAAGGAGGGCCUGGCGGUGGGCUUUACAGUAUUGACAGUAUGCCAGAUCUUCGAAAGAAAAAACCCAAAAAUCUUGUUAGUGAUUUGUCAUUGGUGCAGUCAAGAAAAGCUGGCAUCACUUCUGCAUUGGCAACUCGUACUCUUAACGAUGAAGAACUGAAAAACCAUGUUUACAAGAAGACCUUGCAAGCCUUAAUCUACCCAAUUUCUUGCACAACACCACACAAUUUUGAAGUGUGGACAGCAACUACUCCCACCUAUUGUUAUGAGUGUGAAGGCUUGUUGUGGGGGAUUGCUCGCCAGGGAAUGCGUUGCACUGAAUGCGGGGUCAAAUGUCAUGAGAAGUGCCAAGAUCUUCUCAAUGCAGAUUGCUUACAGCGUGCUGCUGAAAAGAGUUCAAAACAUGGAGCGGAAGAUCGGACACAAAAUAUUAUUAUGGUUCUGAAGGACCGAAUGAAGAUUAGAGAAAGAAAUAAGCCGGAAAUCUUUGAACUUAUCCAAGAGGUGUUCGCACUUGCAAAGUCAGUACAUGUGCAACAGAUGAAGGCAGUGAAACAAAGUGUACUGGAUGGCACAUCAAAAUGGUCAGCAAAAAUCAACAUCACUGUGGUCUGUGCCCAAGGUUUGCAAGCCAAGGAUAAAACCGGUUCCAGUGAUCCUUACGUUACAGUUCAAGUUGGGAAGACUAAAAAACGUACUAAGACUAUCUAUGGGAACCUUAAUCCAAUCUGGGAGGAGAACUUUAACUUUGAAUGUCAUAAUUCAUCUGAUCGAAUAAAAGUACGAGUAUGGGAUGAAGAUGAUGACAUCAAAUCACGGGUAAAACAAAGGUUUAAAAGAGAAUCUGAUGACUUUCUGGGUCAGACCAUCAUUGAAGUUCGAACACUAAGUGGUGAAAUGGAUGUCUGGUAUAACUUGGAUAAACGUACUGACAAAUCUGCAGUAUCUGGUGCCAUCCGAUUACAUAUUAGUGUGGAGAUAAAAGGAGAAGAGAAAGUAGCACCCUACCAUGUUCAGUAUACAUGUCUACAUGAGAAUCUAUUUCAUUUCCUGACGGAUAUACAAAACAAUGGAGUUGUGAAAAUCCCAGAUGCAAAAGGAGAUGAUGCUUGGAAGGUUUAUUUUGAUGAAACUGCACAAGAAAUUGUGGAUGAGUUUGCAAUGCGAUUUGGUGUAGAAUCCAUUUAUCAGGCUAUGACACAUUUUGCCUGCCUGUCUUCAAAGUACAUGUGCCCUGGAGUUCCUGCUGUAAUGAGCACUCUUUUGGCAAAUAUCAAUGCUUACUAUGCACAUACCACUGCCUCUACCAAUGUUUCUGCCUCUGAUCGCUUCUCAGCCUCCAAUUUUGGGAAAGAGAGGUUUGUAAAACUCUUGGACCAGCUACAUAAUUCCCUUCGCAUUGAUCUGUCAAUGUAUAGGAAUAACUUCCCAGCAAGCAGUCCUGAAAGACUACAAGAUUUGAAGUCGACUGUUGAUCUCUUAACUAGUAUAACCUUCUUUCGGAUGAAGGUCCAGGAGUUGCAGAGCCCGCCAAGGGCCAGUCAGGUUGUGAAAGAUUGUGUCAAAGCUUGCUUGAAUUCCACUUAUGAAUACAUCUUCAACAACUGCCAUGAACUGUACAGCCGAGAAUACCAGACAGAUCCAAAUAAAAAGGCAGAGAUUCCUCCAGAAGAGCAAGGACCUAGCAUCAGAAAUUUGGACUUUUGGUCCAAACUUAUCACACUCAUUGUUUCAAUCAUAGAAGAGGACAAGAAUUCUUACACACACUGCCUCAAUCAGUUUCCACAGGAACUGAAUGUGGGAAAGAUAAGUGCAGAAGUGAUGUGGAACCUUUUUGCCCAGGACAUGAAAUAUGCAAUGGAAGAACAUGAAAAACAUAGACUUUGCAAAAGUGCAGAUUACAUGAACUUACAUUUCAAAGUCAAGUGGCUGUAUAAUGAAUAUGUAAAAGACCUGCCAGCUUUCAAGAAUUCUGUCCCAGAGUACCCGGCUUGGUUUGAACCAUUUGUUAUACAGUGGUUGGAUGAGAAUGAAGAGGUAUCUAGAGAUUUCUUGCAUGGAGCACUAGAACGAGACAAGAAGGAUGGUUUCCAGCAAACAUCAGAACAUGCCCUCUUCUCCUGUUCUGUGGUGGAUGUCUUCUCACAAUUGAACCAGAGUUUUGAAAUCAUUAAGAAGCUCGAAUGUCCUGAUCCUCAGAUAGUGGGACAUUACAUGAGAAGAUUUGCCAAGACAAUCAGCAAUGUACUACUGCAGUAUGCUGAGAUAAUAGCUAAGGAUUACGCAUCGUACUGUUCAAAAGAGAAAGUGCCAUGUAUCCUGAUGAACAACAUUCAGCAGCUACGAGUACAGCUGGAGAAGAUGUUUGAAGCAAUGGGAGGAAAAGAUCUGAAUGCAGAAGCCAGUGACAUUUUAAAGGAGCUGCAGAUAAAACUCAAUAAUGUGCUGGAUGAUCUCAGCAGAGUAUUUGCAUUAAGUUUUCAGCCUCAUAUUGAGGAAUGUGUGAAGCAGAUGGGAGAUAUUCUCAGCCAGGUGAAAGGAACUGGAAAUGUCCCUGCCAGCACUUGCAACAGUGUGGCCCAGGAUGCUGACAAUGUUCUCCAGCCACUCAUGGACCUACUAGAUAGCAAUUUGACCCUGUUUGCAAAGAUCUGUGAGAAAACAGUGUUGAAGCGUGUUCUGAAAGAAUUGUGGAAGAUUGUAAUGAACACAAUGGAGAAAACUAUUGUCCUACCACCUUUAACCGAUCAAACGGGCACUCAACUUAUUUUCAAUGCUGCAAAAGAGCUCGGGCAACUUUCAAAACUAAAGGAUCAUAUGGUCAGAGAAGAAGCCAAAAGUCUUUCUCCCAAGCAGUGUGCUGUAGUGGAACUCGCACUUGAUACUAUUAAGCAAUAUUUCCAUGCGGGUGGAGUUGGCCUAAAGAAGACCUUUUUAGAAAAGAGCCCUGAUCUGCAGUCUCUACGGUAUGCUCUGUCGCUGUACACACAGGCUACUGACACCCUUAUUAAAACAUUUAUUCAGUCUCAGUCAUCUCAGGGAUCUGGUGUGGAUGAUCCAGUGGGAGAAGUGUCUGUCCACGUCGAGCUUUUCACACAUCCAGGAACUGGAGAACACAAGGUCACAGUUAAAGUUGUGGCUGCCAAUGAUCUAAAGUGGCAAACAACUGGUAUCUUCCGUCCAUUUGUUGAAGUUAAUAUGAUUGGCCCUCACCUAAGUGACAAGAAGAGAAGGUUUGCCACCAAAUCCAAAAACAACAGCUGGGCUCCAAAGUUCAAUGAAACCUUUCAAUUCACAUUGAGCGCUGAGGAUGGCCCAGAAUGUUAUGAAGUCCAGAUUUGUGUGAAAGAUUACUGUUUUGCCAGAGAAGAUCGGAGUGUUGGCAUCGCUGUAAUGCAGCUGCGAGAUAUUGUCCAGAAAGGAAGCUGUGCCUGCUGGCUAGCUCUUGGCCGCAGGAUUCACAUGGACGAGACAGGAUUAACUGUCCUCAGGAUACUUUCACAAAGAAACAAUGAUGAGGUGGCAAAGGAAUUUGUAAAAUUGAAGUCUGAUAUUCGGUCUGCUGAAGAGGGCAGUUGAAAAAGGUGGCCAAUCUCAAAACGUAGAUCAGAAUUUAAAACUUCAAUGUCUUAAGCUCUUUGGAGCUUCAGUUUUCUCAUCUAAAUGAAGCCACAUGCCCCAAGUAAGCAAAAAACAAAAUCAGGAGGCCCGAUUUAAGUUUUGGUAUGUGCAUGUCUCUGUGGUUGAUUUUUUUCUUUGCCAGUGUGGACAAUUAAAUUUUACUUUUUGUUCAUGAGAGGCAGCACCCAGCCCCUUAGAAAUCUAAGUAUUCAUUUGGAGUAACAACUGGAUUAACUUUUACCUUAAGGUUAAUGUCACUUGUGUAAAUAAAUCCCGCAUGACUCUACUGAGCCUGUGUACAAUGAGCACUGUGAUCCUGUCCUUGUGGAGAGACCUACAGCUGAAAGAACUUGUAUACCUCUUGUGAAAAGCCUCAGUUAACCUUUCUCUUCAACACCAAACUGCCAAAGUGUCUUUAUAUUCACUGGUGUAACCAAUUUCUAACACAUUCCACAGUAUUUCCUGAACAGAUUGUUAAUCUGAGCUGUAUUCACAAAUAGGCUCAGUAUUUUACAAACAGUUUAGGAUUAGACACAAGUUUUUGCAUUUAAUUGACUGCAUUGCAAAAAAAGUGUACAACAAUGACUUCUGAUGUAAUCAGUGAGAGUGGAAAGAUUAAUAUCUGAAAGCUAAUCCAAGGCCAAGACUAUCAAGUCUUAAAUCAGUAGUGGGAUACAGCCAUCUGGACUGGCCAUUUCAUGCACUGUUUAGCUGAAAUAUAUUACUGUAAUAAGCGUGACUAGCUUAGUGUAAAAUAUUUUCAAUUGUGGCUAAAAUUACACUAAUUCAUCCACCUAGGUACUGUCCUUAAUAUUUCUUUUUACACUUCAAUUUUAUUCCAUUAAGCCUACUGCUAUGCAUUUAUUCUAACCUUGGCCAAAAUUAAUAUUUUCUUCUUUGCUGCCAGACAAAUUAGGGGAUAUUAUUUGUAAUUUUUUUUUAAAUAUAUAGACCAAGGAUCUAAAGAGGGUAAGAAAGCAAGGCUCAGAAGAUUAUGAAUAGAAGGCAUAAAGAAAGUCCUUGGAGUGUACAUUAGUGAUACUAAUGCAAUACAUUGGAAAUAUUUGGCACCUUCCCGCCCCCACCAAAACAAGGAGGAAAGCUAACGUAUGCAAUAUUGGGAUUCAGAGUCACUCGCAUCAAAUGCUGUCACAUAAAUAAUGUGUGCUCAAGGGUUUGGUGCUUCUGUCCUCUCCUCCACACCCACCCAACUCCAAGCGGGAGUUUGCUACUUGGAUUGCCAAAAUAACUACAUCUUUAAGUAAACACUUAAGAGCUGUAAGGAUGCAGAGUUCAUUAAGUACUUACCUUUGAAAAUUGACUUUCAUUGGCCAAGAUUUUGCAAACAUUUCCAGAGCAGUGCCAGCACGUGUAGGAGCCCUGGUGAACAUGGAAGUCCAGAUUUUCCUUGACCAACCUUUCACAGGAGCUUGCUGGAAUACCACAGCACUUAUGGUGGGACACCUACUCUGGGAUCCUCUGCCAGAUCUAAUUUCUACUGCAAUCUCAUACCCACAAGGAAUUCUAAUGGCAAGUUAAUUAUAUUUCUCAUUUGCUUGCAGUAAUAUUUAAAUAAUUAAAAGGGCUUUUAAAUUAAAAUUAACAUUUAGUUUUUGAAUGCUUCUGAACAUCAGAAAUAUUCAGAAACACUGAAGAAUAUUGAUGGCCUUGACAUAUGACAAAACUGGGGGCAGGCUGUGCCAAUCAGUUUCCCCACCAUCACUUCCCCAGGACUCCUGUGGACAGGGCUUAAUUUGGUUGUGCUUGGGCCAGAUGAUGUCAAACACUAUCAUUGCAUGGCUUCAGGACUUCUCCAUUCAACAAGAUUACUGCUCCUGAUGUGGGCCCAAGUAAGUGUGCAGUAAUGAAGUAUCUCAACUCAAUUCAACAAAUUUCAAAGCAUACAGUAAGACUCCAAAUAAUCCAGCACCAUUAAGACUUGGGUGGUGCUGAUCUGGCAAGACUAUUGGAUGUUGUUUUCCCCAUGAUACCCCAACACACACUUAAAUUUACUUUUAACAUGUUACACAGUAAUAUAAUAAGUUUUCCACUAAGCCUAGGGAAUGUGGGAAACAAGAUCCUGGUGAGCCAAAUGCUGAUUAUUGACGAGUUUUACUGUAGUGGCUUUUAGUAGAUUUUUCAAGUAACAAAAAAUUAAAAGUUCAGCAUAGCUCACACCAGGAAAAGUCAAUUUUUCCAGUUAGUCUGCAUGGCAAAAUAUGUUUGGGGAUUUUUUUUUUAUUAAAAAAGAUGCUUCGUUAACACAGCUGACUCCAGCACAGGAACAGGUCCUUCAGCCCACCACGGCUGUACUGACUAUGACACCAAUCUAAACUAAUCCCAUUUGUCCACACAUGGUCUUUAUCCCUCCAUUCCCUGCCUGUUCAUGUACUUGUCUCAAUGCCUCUUAAACAUUGGUAUCAUAUCUAUUUCCACCAUUUCCCUGGCAGCACGUUGCAGGCACUGACCACUGUGUAAAAACAAACUUGUCAAUCUCCUUUAAACUUUCCCACUCUCACCUUAAAGCUAUGCUCACUAGUAUUUGACAUUUCUACCCUGGGGAAAAAGACAGUUAUUGCUUUAACAGUCAGCUAAGCCUUGCUCCCUGGUGAAACCUAGCACAGGUUCAGUGUAGAUUUUCCAGUGCGAGUUACCUUGGAAAAUGUCACGUUAAGUGGUUAGAUUUCCUCAGGAAAUCCAGACAUGCAUCUUCCCAUAACUAGAAUAGCAAGUCAACAUUGAUGGCCUUUUCAGGAGUAAAACAUGUCUGAACACAUUUAAUAUCACCAAUCUAAAUUCAUAAGCACAUGCAGAAAAGUCAUAAGUCAAAACUCUUCAGUCAUUUGUACCUGAUUGCAAUCAUUAAAAUUAAGACACUCAAACAUUUACUUAAUUUUGGAAGCAAUUUUAAGGCAAAGCACAGAAACGAAAACUUGCCAGAUUUGAAAAGGCACUUCAAACUGAUGCAUCAUCAUCUAUAAUGUUUAAAAAGUGACCUGGAGACUUCUGAUCCCCCUGGCAUUUUUCAGUAUGAUUUCAUUUUUCUUUAUGCACAAAAUGAUAAUGUACCACUUCUAAAUAUUUACUCUUGGCCUUCUCUUGAUCAGGGGAAAAAAAUAGCAACAUUGAUUACUUAUUUGAUGUCAUCUUACCCAAAGCAACAAGCAAGUAUUUCCCAUUCAGUAUACAGGCAAACUGGCCUUCUCUCUAGUCUAUGGUUGGGGGGGGGGGGGGUAAUAUUAGAAUAAUAAUUCAUAGAUAAUAGAUAAAGUGAUAAAGUUACAUUUUAUAGGAGCAGAAUUUUCAUUCUCUUCAAAGACUGAAUUUAUCCUACUUCAUCUUAUGUCUGGAUGAUAGAUGAAUCAUUCACAAUUUCUCCUGUAGCUCUUAUGUAUUUUUAUUAAAAAAGCUUUUGUCUAAUCCUAGGGGGCGCCUCAAAAUAAACUUUGCUUUGGGUUUAAAGCCACAUUGCAAUGCCAACUGUGGUAUUCUCACAUGUUCAAUGGGUGACACUUGUUUUGCUGCCUUAUGUGCUAAGUUAAUGUACAAAUUAUUUUCUUUUGAGGGAGUGCAUGACAGUAAAAUUCAAUGAAGGAUAUGGCACUUUAUGGCUGAAUAAAUUAUUUUGUUGAAGACUUGUUGGAAAAAUAGCAUGAAACAAAUUUUUUUUUAAAAAAGUCAUUUAUCAAAAUGGUGUUUUUGAUAAGUUUUCAGCACCCAGCAUGCUGAAAAUAGUUUCCAAAUACUGAAUAGCACAUCAUGAUGAGAAGCAAUUUCAUUGCAACAACUAAUGUUCCGAGAUGAAUCAUGUGGCAUGAUUUGCACUAGUACUACAUUCAUGUUUAAGAUCCUAUUCUGAACAAGUCUUCACACAUUGCAGAUUUUUUCUUUUCUCUGGUUUGUUUUCUUUAAAAAAAAUAAUCAAACAUUUGUUUAUUGGUUAGCAGCUAAGGAACUUGUGCAUACACCCAAGCAAGUUUGGCAUCCUCUUAGAAUAAACUUUUAACCCAAUUUCUCUUAAUAUUAA
This is a messenger RNA of Pristis pectinata (smalltooth sawfish), 9049 nucleotides long. Its product is annotated as protein unc-13 homolog A. The transcript is spliced from 40 exons. Gene Ontology annotation, cellular component: presynaptic membrane; terminal bouton; plasma membrane. Gene Ontology annotation, molecular function: calmodulin binding; phospholipid binding; diacylglycerol binding. Gene Ontology annotation, biological process: synaptic vesicle priming; neuromuscular junction development; synaptic transmission, glutamatergic. The record is from RefSeq and is a predicted model, not a curated record. Lineage: Eukaryota; Metazoa; Chordata; Chondrichthyes; Rhinopristiformes; Pristidae. The coding region runs from base 124 to 4980 and encodes 1618 amino acids.